Diversispora eburnea is the source of this 327-nucleotide messenger RNA. Lineage: Eukaryota; Fungi; Glomeromycota; Glomeromycetes; Diversisporales; Diversisporaceae. The record is from the annotation of a GenBank genome assembly.
AUGAAAAAAGUAUUUGAAUCUGAACUUGAUAAGAAUUUAGAUGAAUUAUCUUCAUUAAUGGAAGGUCAAACAGGAAUAUUAUGUACAAAUGAAAAAGUUGAAACAGUAUUAGAAGAUUUGAAAAAUUUUGUUAAACCAGAUUUUGCUAGAACUAAUAGUAUUAUUAAUCAAACUAUAAUAAUUCCUCGAGGUGUAAUUAAAUAUGGAAGAUUGCCUUCAAAAAUAAAUUUAAAACAAAAGUUGAUGAUUCAAGAUGAUUAUGUUGUUUGUCAGAAUGGUGAUAAGUUAACUGAGAAUCAGGCUCAUUUAUUGCAGAAUUUAAGAUGA